Zonotrichia leucophrys gambelii is the source of this 2492-nucleotide messenger RNA. It is a transcript of the gene SGCG, whose product is annotated as sarcoglycan gamma. Lineage: Eukaryota; Metazoa; Chordata; Aves; Passeriformes; Passerellidae. Gene Ontology annotation, biological process: heart contraction; cardiac muscle tissue development. The coding region runs from base 468 to 1343 and encodes 291 amino acids. The transcript is spliced from 10 exons. Gene Ontology annotation, cellular component: sarcoglycan complex; sarcolemma. The record is from RefSeq and is a predicted model, not a curated record.
CGCCCCUGCUCGCCUUCUCCUUCUCCUCCUCCUCCUCCUGGCGCCCGCCCUCUGUUCCUCCUUCCCUCCCUGCAGCGCCGGCGAGACCGCGAGAGCGGCGCCCGCCCCGCCAGGGCGAGGGAAGGAGGCGCAGCCCGCGGGCAGGAAGCUGGAUGAGGACGUGUGCGAGGGCAAGGCAGCCCCUCGGGCAUGAAGGGGACCGCGGGGACGCUGCCCUGCCCUGCAGCCGAGCGGGGACAUCAGGAGGACAGCUGCCUUCAGAUGGUACAGAACUCACUGACAGUUGCUCUUGCUUCAGUCCUACUUCAUGAGAACUUCAGAAGUUAUUAACUGAGUGAUAUUUGGCCAGACCUAAAAUAUCUUCCACUCCAGAUCUGAAAGUAGUGGAAAAGUUAGACAAUUCUCUCUUGGAAAGAGACCGGUUGUAGUUUUUUCACAAGCCCACAUUGUUUCAAAUCUCCAAGCAGAUGGUACGUGAACAGUACAUGACAACGACGCCAGGCACAAGCCUAGAGAGGCCGAAGAAUGAAUAUGUCUACAAAAUUGGAAUUUAUGGCUGGAGAAAGCGUUGUCUCUACCUGUUUGUUCUCCUCCUGCUUAUCAUCCUAGUUGUGAAUUUUUCUUUGACAAUUUGGAUUCUUAAAGUGAUGUGGUUUUCCCCAACUGGAAUGGGACACCUGCGUGUUACAAAAGAAGGCCUUCGACUGGAAGGGGAAUCUGAAUUCUUAUUCCCUCUUUAUGCCAAAGAAAUCCAUUCAAGAGUGGACUCAUCACUGCUUCUCCAGUCUACUCACAAUGUGACUGUGAAUGCUCGCAAUUCAAAUGGGGAGGUCACAGGCAGAUUAAAUGUGGGUCCUAAAAUGGUAGAAUUCCACAGUCAGCAAUUUCAGAUCAACUCAAAGGAUGGAAAACCACUUUUUACAGUGGAUGAAAAUGAAGUUGUAAUUGGCACAGAUAAGCUUCGAGUCACAGGGCCUGAAGGGGCACUUUUUGAACAUUCUGUAGAAACACCACUUGUGAAAGCAGAAGCUUUUAAACAGCUUAGGCUGGAAUCACCAACUCGAUCUCUGAGCAUGGAUGCACCACGAGGAAUUAAUAUUAAAGCACAAGCUGGGAAUAUUGAAGCGCUUUCCCAGAUGGAUAUCAAACUACACAGCAGUGAUGGCGUGCUUUUGCUGGAUGCUGAAACCGUGCGACUGCCCAAGCUGCCUGAGGGUACAAGGGGUGGAUCUGGGAUUUCUCAGGGGCUCUAUGAAAUCUGUGUGUGUCCAGAUGGAAAGCUCUACUUGUCAGUGGCCGGCGUGGGCUCCACUUGCCAGGAAUACAGCCGAGUCUGCCAGUGAGGCACCCAAAAGGCCACACACCCCCUUGGGCAUCUGGGUUUUGUAUUACUCCUAAAGAGCAUUACUGAAGGCAUAUUUUUCAGCAUUUUAGAAACAAAGUACUUACAAUUUAGGAAACAAAUCUGCUACAGUUCUGGAAUACAGGGUGUAAGGGGAAGAAGAGCACAAAUGACAUUUCCACUUCAGAAGAACGACUUGAAUCAACUUACAUGUUUUGUCAGUAACACUUGGAAAACAGCCUUACAGAGAGUAUAAAAAAUAAAACAAAUAUGUUUCCUUGCUGAACUGUGGUUCAGUCAGGUGAUUAUGUCGUUGUUCGUAUUUUUGAGAUCCAUGGGUUUUUCCUCUCACUACAUGUAAACACUUACUGUAUUAGUGGGUGAAAUGAAAUUGAGGGAAGUACUUGAAUUAUUUGUAAGACAAAGCAUUAUUUGGAAAAUUCAGAAAGUGCCAGCAAAUGGUCUAUGCAAUUUUGUUCUUGCAAUAACACAAGAUAGAAAAAUGUGGUGUUUGUGUGAGUUCUGUGUAAAAGAUGUUAAUUUGUUGAUAGCUUUCUGUUUUAAUUUGGCAACACAUAUGCUGAUUUGCUUCUUACUGAGAUUGAUAUAAAAAUAUCUAAUGCAAAAAGCUCCAGAAGUCAUGAAGGCCUCUCUGUGUCUCAGAUCCAUUCACUAUAAAACAGAGAAGUAUGUUAGUAUAUUUUAUAAUAGCAUUGUUUGUUCUACUGCCUGUACCAUCAUAUUCAAUCAAAUCCUUUUCUAUUUUAGGACAUGCUAAUUCAACAAGGCAAUCUGUUGGGCCAGCUGGACUAGUAAACAAAAAAAAAUUGUGUCUUCAGAUUGUCUGACAUAAGGAACUCUUUGGGCAGUGGGAAAAAAUCCUUUUAUGCAGCCCACAGAUUUCAACUAAGAGGAAUAUUUCAUUCCCAUCUGCACCUGUUUACUGGUAUUUCUGAUCCUGUCAGACUGGGACUCCAUCACAAACAGAGAGAGUAAAACUGUUAUUAUUUUUUACAUUAGGAUUUUGGAUACAAAAUAAAUGCUCACCAGAGCUGACAAACCAUUUAUUGUCCUUGUAAAGAAACACAACUGCAGACCCAUUCCCCUGUACAGUGUUGCACUGAACACAAAUAAAUUGUUUGCACACCUC